AUGCCUCGCAGUCCAACAUCAAGUGAAGAUGAGAUGGCACAAAGCUUUUCAGAUUAUUCUGUCGAAUCUGAAUCAGACAGCUCCAAAGAAGAAACUAUUUAUGAUACUAUCAGGGCUACAUCAGAGAAACUAAGCAGCAGAAUGGAAGACAAUAGGAGCAACACAUUAGUGAUACGAAUUAUAAUACCUGACCUACAGCAAACGAAAUGCAUUAGAUUUAAUCCUGAAGCUUCAGUGUGGGUAGCAAAACAACGAAUUUUAUGCACUUUGAAUCAGAGUUUGAAAGAUGUCCUGAAUUAUGGGCUGUUUCAGCCUGCCAGCAACGGGAGAGAUGGGAAAUUUUUGGAUGAGGAGCGACUCCUUAGGGAAUAUCCACAACCAGUGAAUAAAGGUGUUCCCUCCUUAGAGUUUCGGUACAAGAAGAGAGUGUAUAAGCAAUUAAAUCUUGAUGAAAAACAGCUGGCCAAGCUUCAUACAAAGGCUAAUUUGAGAAAAUUUAUGGAUCAUGUUCACCAUCUCUCAGUGGAAAAAAUCACCAAGCUGUUGGAUCGGGGACUAGACCCUAACUACCAUGACCUAGAGAGUGGAGAAACUCCUCUAACUUUGGCAGCUCAGCAUGAUAAUACUGUAGAAGUAAUCAAAGCUCUGAAAAAUGGAGGGGCACAUUUAGAUUUCAGAGCCAAAGAUGGAAUGACAGCUCUGCACAAAGCAGCUAGAGCCAAGAACCAAGUAACCCUCAAGACCGUUUUAGAGCUUGGAGCAUCUCCUAACUACAAGGACAGCUGUGGAUUGACACCACUAUACCACACCGCUGUAGUAGGAGGAGACCCUUAUUGUUGUGAACUUUUACUUCAUGAACAUGCUACAGUCAGCUGCAAAGAUGAAAAUGGAUGGCAAGAGAUUCAUCAGGCUUGCCGAUAUGGACAUGUCCAGCAUUUAGAACACUUACUUUUUUAUGGAGCAGAUAUGGGAGCACAGAAUGCCUCAGGAAAUACAGCAUUGCAUAUUUGUGCCCUUUAUAACCAGGACAGCUGUGCAAGAGUUCUGUUGUUCCGAGGAGCCAACAAGGAGUUAAAGAAUUAUAACAGCCAAUCUUCGUUUCAGGUGGCCAUAAUAGCAGGAAAUUUUGAGCUGGCUGAAUAUAUCAAAAAUCACAAGGAAACAGAUAUUGUGCCAUUUAGAGAGGCCCCUACCUAUUCAAACAGGAGGCGAAGGCCCCAAAGCACCUUGGCAGCACCUCGUGUCUUACUUCGUUCCAACAGCGAUAACAAUCUGAACAUCAACAACAUUCCUGACUGGUCAGCUUCAUCUUCUGCUUCUUCACACCGCAGCCUUUCACCUCACCUACUUCAACAGAUGCAGAAUAAUCCUAAUGGAACUGUAAAAACUGUUGGGAGCUAUACCCCAUCAUCUCGGAGUCGGUCGCCAUCAUUAAACAGGGUAGGAGAGGAUGCAAAAAGACAGCAACAUAGGCACAUCAGUGCCAGUUAUAAUCCCAGUGCCAACAAGGAUGCUAUCGCUGCCUUGGAUUAUCAGGGUCCAAAACGCAAACUUUACAGUGCUGUACCUGGAAGACUUUUUAUUGUCGUCAAGCCAUAUCAACCUCAAGGAGAAGGAGAGAUUCAUCUGCACAAAGGGGACAGGGUGAAAGUUUUAAGCAUUGGUGAAGGUGGAUUCUGGGAAGGCAGCACCCGAGGACUUGUUGGAUGGUUUCCCGCAGACUGUGUUGAGGAAGUGCAGUGUAAACCAAACGAAAGCAGACCAGAAACUCGAACGGAUAGAACAAAGAAAUUGUUUAGACACUACACAGUUGGAUCAUAUGACAGCUUUGAUGCUUUAAGUGACUGCAUUAUAGAAGAAAAGGCAGUGGUCCUGCAGAAAAAAGACAAUGAAGGAUUUGGAUUUGUGCUCAGAGGGGCAAAAGCUGAUACACCUAUUGAAGAAUUCACCCCCACUCCAGCCUUUCCUGCUUUGCAGUACCUGGAAUCUGUGGACGAAGGGGGAGUAGCCUGGCAAGCUGGCUUGAGAACUGGAGACUUCCUGAUUGAGGUUAACAGUGAAAAUGUAGUGAAAGUUGGCCACAGGCAGGUGGUGAACAUGAUUCGACAAGGGGGUAAUCACCUAGUUCUUAAGGUUGUCACAGUAACCAGGAAUCUUGAUCCAGAUGAUACAGCUAGAAAGAAAGCCCCACCACCUCCAAAGCGAGCUCCAACCACUGCAUUGACCUUGCGGUCUAAGUCAAUGACCUCAGAGCUUGAAGAGCUUGUGGAUAAAGCUUCAGUACGGAAGAAGAAGGAUAAAGUGGAUGAAAUUGUACCAGUUUCCAAGCCAUCAAGAAUUACAGACAAUGUAACUGUGGACUCAAGAGUGGCAACGAUUAAACCGCGGCCUUCCAGUAGAUGCUUUCCUUCAGCUACAGAUAUGAAUUCCAUGUACGAUAGACAGGGUAUUGCUGUGAUGCCACCUACUGUACCUGGGACUCCUCAAGGUCUUUUUCUAGGUAUACCUCGGGGUACAAUGAGAAGACAAAAAUCUAUAGGUAAAAUUUUUCUCAUCAGUGGAAUAACAGAGGAAGAACGUCAAUUUUUGGCUCCUCCUAUGUUGAAAUUUACCAGAAGUCUAUCCAUGCCAGACACUUCUGAAGAUAUCCCCCCUCCACCACAGUCUCUACCCCCUUCACCACCACCACCUUCUCCCUCCCUUUAUAACUCUCCCAAAUCUCCAACAUCAAGAAGCUAUGGAACAAUUAAACCUGCAUUUAAUCAGAAUUCAGGUUCAAAGGUUUCUUCAGGUAGAUCUGAACAUAUGGGAACAAUAAUGAGGGACAAAGGGAUGUAUUACAGAAGAGAAUUGGACCGCUAUUCUCUAGAUUCUGAGGACUUGUAUAGUAGGAAUGUCGCAUUGCAGGCAAACUUCAGAAACAAGAGGGGUCAGAUGCCGGAAAACCCAUAUUCUGAAGUUGGGAAGAUAGCAAGCAAAGCAGUUUACGUGCCAGCCAAACCAGCAAGGCGGAAGGGAAUGCUAGUGAAACAGUCUAAUGUCGAGGAUAGUCCAGAAAAGACCUGUUCUAUUCCAAUUCCAACAAUUAUUGUGAAAGAACCAUCUACCAGCAGUAGUGGGAAAAGCAGCCAAGGAAGCAGUAUGGAGAUUGACCCUCAGUCUUCAGAGCAGCCUGGACAGCUCAGACCUGAUGAUAAUUUAAACGUCAGUAGUCCAUUUGCAGCGGCCAUUGCUGGAGCAGUGAGGGACAGGGAAAAGAGAUUAGAAGCUAGGCGUAAUUCUCCAGUUUUCCUUUCUACAGACUUGGGAGAUGAGGAUGUUGGCCUGAUGCCCCCAACACCACGUAUGAGGCAAUCUAAAUUUACCGAUGAGGACGUAUUUAGUAAUGAAGAUAGUUUUAGGCAACUUAUGUCACCAUCUCCAAUUCCUGCACCUAGAGAAUCUGAAAAUCUUUUUAAUAGCAGUGAACCUAGCAAUGAAAGUGAUGCAAGGACAUUAAACUCUUCAUCCAUAAAAAAAGUUACUGAAAACAAUAUGGUUGCAGCUCAGACCGUUAAUGUGUCCCGUUCGGAUAAUUAUGUUCACCCACUCACAGGAAAGAUAUUAGAUCCAAACUCACCUCUAGCACUCGCGCUCUCUGCGAGAGAUAGAGCCAUGAAAGAACAAACGCAACAAACUCCAGGCAAAGGAGAAACCGGUAAAGCAGACCUUAAUAAACCCCUUUAUAUUGAUACAAAGCUGAGAUCUAAUAAUGAAACAACAUUUCCUGUGACUGCUGCUGCUACCAGGCAAAAUACACGUGGCCCACUGAGAAGGCAGGAGACUGAAAACAAAUAUGAAACAGAUAUGGGGAAAGAGAAGAAGCCUGAAGAAAAGAAAAACAUGCUGAUAAAUAUUGUGGAUACUUCACAGCAGAAAUCAGCUGGUUUACUAAUGGUUCAUACUGUGGAUGCAGCAAAGUCUGAUGACACCCUUGAAGAUGAUGAGAAGAGAGUUGAAAUGGAAAUGAACCCAGACAAUUCUCCAUCAGAGAUGCCAGUAGAUAGUGAAGAAGCAGAAAGUGGGUUGAAUGUAUCUGCUACACCUGAGCCACCUGCAUCUCCCUGCAAAACUAUUGUAGCAGCUAGCUCUGUUGAUGACCCUGUCAUUUUGCCAUUUCGCAUCCCUCCACCUCCUUUAGCAUCUAUUGAUAUUGAUGAAGAAUUUAUUUUUACUGAGCCAUUACCUCCUCCCUUAGAAUUUGCUAACAGUUUUGAUAUCCCCGAUGACCGUUCAGCUCCAGGUUCUGCUCUAACGGACUUACUUAAGCAAAGAAAAAAUGGAACACCUACAUCUGUUUCAUUUAACCCCAAUCAAUCAACAAAUUCUUUAGACAGUAAAAAACAAGUGGGUCUUUCAAACUGUUUGCCUGCCUCAUUUCUGCCACCCCCUGAAAGUUUCGAUCAUGUCACCGACUCUGGUAUUGAGGAGGUAGACAGUCGAUCUAGUAGUGACCAUCACUUAGAGACAACCAGCACUAUCUCAACAGUGUCCAGCAUCUCUACCUUAUCCUCUGAAGGUGGUGAGAACUUGGAUACUUGUACAGUCUAUGCAGAUGGGCAAACAUUUCUGGUGGACAAACCCCCAGUACCUCCUAAGCCAAAAAUGAAGCCCAUAAUCAACAAAAGCAAUGCACUUUACAAAGAUGCUCUAAUUGAAGAAACUGUAGAUAGCUUUGUUAUCCCUCCACCUGCUCCACCCCCACCUCCUAUCAUUGCACAGCCCAGUACGGCUAAAGUUUUACAGCAAAGGACCUCCAAGCUAUGGGGUGAUGUAACUGAGGUAAAAAGCCCAAUUCUCUCAGGCCCAAAGGCUAACGUUAUUAGUGAAUUGAACUCAAUACUACAACAAAUGAACAGAGAGAAAUCCUCAAAGCCAGGGGAAGGGUUGGAGUCGCCUACUGGAACAAAAACUGCAAGUCUCAGUACAAGGAGCACAGAAGUCAUGAGUACUGUCUCAGGUACACGAAGUACAACCAUCACUUUUACAGUCCGGCCUGGAACCAGCCAGCCCAUCACAUUGCAGAGCAGGUCCCCAGACUAUGACAGUAGGACAUCAGGAGUGAGACACGCUCCAAGCCCUGUGGUUUCACCAACAGAGAUUAACAAAGACAUCAUGCCUGCUCCUCUGACUGCUGCUGCUUCAGCUUCAUCUCCUUCUCCAACUCUGUCUGAUGUAUUUAGCCUACCCAGCCAGCCUCCUUCUGGGGACUUAUUUGGCUUGAACACAGGACGCAGCAGGUCUCCUUCUCCCUCAAUAUUGCAACAGCCAAUCUCAAAUAAGCCUUUUACAACUAAGCCUGUCCACCUGUGGACUAAACCAGAUGUGGCAGAUUGGUUGGAAAGUCUAAACUUAGGUGAACAUAAAGAGACCUUCAUGGACAAUGAAAUAGAUGGCACCCAUUUACCAAACCUUCAGAAGGAAGACUUGAUAGACCUUGGAGUGACAAGAGUUGGGCACAGAAUGAAUAUAGAAAGAGCUUUGAAACAGCUACUGGACAGAUAA
Messenger RNA from Emys orbicularis (European pond turtle), 5544 nucleotides. RefSeq names its product SH3 and multiple ankyrin repeat domains 2 (gene SHANK2). Gene Ontology annotation, molecular function: ionotropic glutamate receptor binding; synaptic receptor adaptor activity. Bases 1 to 5544 code for a protein of 1847 amino acids. The record is from RefSeq and is a predicted model, not a curated record. Gene Ontology annotation, cellular component: dendritic spine; postsynaptic density; postsynaptic membrane. Lineage: Eukaryota; Metazoa; Chordata; Testudines; Emydidae. The transcript has 24 exons.